AUGAUCCCCGGGGCCUGGACACUGGAGGUGGAAACAGGGCAAGCCCAGGACCUCCACAUCCAGCCCAGGACCUCCACAUUCAGCCCAGACCCUCCACAUCCAGCCCAGGACCUCCACAUUCAGCCCAGGACCUCCACAUCCAGCCCAGGACCUCCACAUCCAGCCCAGGACCUCCACAUUCAGCCCAGGACCUCCACAUUCAGCCCAGGACCUCCACAUUCAGCCCAGACCCUCCACAUCCAGCCCAGGACCUCCACAUCCAGCCCAGGACCUCCACAUCCAGCCCAGGACCUCCACAUUCAGCCCAGGACCUCCACAUCCAGCCCAGGACCUCCACAUCCAGCCCAGGACCUCCACAUCCAGCCCAGGACCUCCACAUCCAGCAGGUUCACCUCCAAGAUCGUCUGA
Molecule: messenger RNA, 408 nt
Organism: Knipowitschia caucasica
Lineage: Eukaryota; Metazoa; Chordata; Actinopteri; Gobiiformes; Gobiidae
Source: the annotation of a GenBank genome assembly